AGAACUAGUAGCGAACAGUGGUGCAGGCCAGGCAGACAUAUAAAUGAUAGCAGUAUAGUGUAAAGUAUAGAACAAUUAUUCUACGGAAGUGUGACAAAAUUAUAUAUAUAUAUAUAUAAUAUAUAUAUAUGUAUAUAUCUAUACAUGCAGUUGUGACAAUAAUUUUGCCAACAUAGAAUAAAGAGCAAUCCAUUACAUAAAAAAAGAAAGGAAUUUAACAAAAUGACAGUUGAUUUGUCGACUGUGCCACUUGUGGGAAUCUCUGUUGUGAGCAAACAAAUUAUAGCAGCUAUGUUAAAUCCCACAAAAGUUUUACCAAGUGAUAACGGCUUGCCAAGAGAUUGGCGAGGUCUCGCACAUUUAUUGGAGCUCAAUGGGGAGAUAAUGUCUCUGCUUGUAUCACAUUCUGAUCCGACAACAUAUAUGCUAACAAUGUUGGAGAAAAAUAAAAAGAAUAUUACCAUAAAAAAUUUUCAAACAAUGAUGGAAGAAAUGGACAGAUGGGAUAUUAUUGAUGAUACUGAAGCAAUAUUUUAUAUUGAUGCUGCAAAAUAUUUGGAACAACAGCAAAGAGCUCAAGUAUCAGCAGAUUUAGUAGACAAAAGUGUCGAUCAAGAAAUACUCACAUUAGGUGAUGUUUAUAGGUUAAAUCAAGGUUUACAAACACAAUUUUAUGAUGCAUUCCUUUUAUAUGCAGAUGAAGAUAUUAGUUUUGUGAAUGAGAUGAUACAAAAACUGGAGACAGAAUAUAAGCUAAAGCUUUGUUUAAAAGAUCGUGAUCUAGUUGGUGGUGUAGCAUUUGAGCAUGAAGCAGUGAUGAAGUUAAUAUCAGAACGAUGUAAUAGAUUACUUAUUAUAAUAUCGUCUAGCUUUCUAAAAAGCUCAGCAAACAAAUUUUUCUUAAAUUAUGCUCAAGCUUUAAGUAUUGAAAAGCGGCAGAGAAAGAUCAUACCAUGUAUAUAUGAAAGUUGCGAAUUGCCAUUUCAAUUGAAAUAUAUAUCUACUCUAGAUUAUAAUCGUAGAGGAUUAUAUGACUUUUGGGGCAAAUUACAUGAUUCUAUAAAAGCUACAAAUUCUAUCAAUACAAAUAAAACACAAAUAAAAAACAAUAUAGCAAAUGAGAUUACAAAAGCAAGGAAUAUUUUAUCCGAGCAUAGUGAUAUACCUCAAAAUGAUCAAAAGACAAAUGAAGGAACAUCUACAAAAUAUCUACAAGAAAAGAAUGAAAAAUAUGCUGUUACAAAAAUAAAUGAUGUAAAAGCUUUAAAUGUUGGCAGUAAAAAGAAUAAGACAUUGUUAUGGGAAAAAAUUACAGCAAAUUGGAAAACAAAACAAACUAAGCAAAGAGGUCAAUUAAUUACAGAGACAACAAUUCAAAAUCUACCAUCAGUAAGUGAUUUAGACAGCUUAGAUUUAUCAACUGAUAUAUAUGAGAGUAAGAAAAAAAAUUUAUUUAGCAAGUUUACAAAGAAGAAGAUCGGUAUAAAAACUUGACAAAAAAUCUUUAUUAUCAAAAAAUUGCAUAUAAAAUUCUAUUUUAUAUAUUUUUCUCCAUAAAAGAAAAGAUAAAAUAUUUAGAUAUUUACAAUAAAAAUUCAAAAACAUUUAUGUUAAGUUUAACAUGCCAAUUGUUUAUUUUGCUAAAAAUUGAAAAGCUUUAAAUAAUAAUUAAAGUAUAGUAAAUUUAAUUAAUUAUUGAUAAAUGAUAUGAAUGCAUUGUAUGCUUAUCUUUUACAAUCAUACUUAUUAUUGACUUAAUAUAUUUUAUAUUGUAAAACCUGUGAAAAUAUAUAUUUGAAAUUAUAAUUUUCUUGUGAUAAUAAGAAAAAUAUACAGAAAAAAUUUUUAUAUAAAUAUUUAGAACAUCUAUAUAAUAUAUGUAUUAUAUGUAAAUGAAAAAAAUGAGAUUAAUAUAUACGUAUUAAUGUAUA
This is a messenger RNA of Cataglyphis hispanica, 1931 nucleotides long. It is a transcript of the gene Myd88, whose product is annotated as myeloid differentiation primary response protein MyD88. Gene Ontology annotation, molecular function: TIR domain binding; Toll-like receptor binding. Gene Ontology annotation, biological process: Toll signaling pathway; positive regulation of canonical NF-kappaB signal transduction; defense response to Gram-positive bacterium. Gene Ontology annotation, cellular component: plasma membrane. The coding region runs from base 223 to 1494 and encodes 423 amino acids. Lineage: Eukaryota; Metazoa; Arthropoda; Insecta; Hymenoptera; Formicidae. The record is from RefSeq and is a predicted model, not a curated record. The transcript is spliced from 7 exons.